Phyllostomus hastatus (greater spear-nosed bat) is the source of this 2923-nucleotide messenger RNA. It is a transcript of the gene TRAPPC6B, whose product is annotated as trafficking protein particle complex subunit 6B. The record is from RefSeq and is a predicted model, not a curated record. The transcript has 6 exons. Gene Ontology annotation, biological process: endoplasmic reticulum to Golgi vesicle-mediated transport; regulation of GTPase activity. NCBI's taxonomy places the organism in Eukaryota, Metazoa, Chordata, Mammalia, Chiroptera, Phyllostomidae. Bases 319 to 795 code for a protein of 158 amino acids. Gene Ontology annotation, cellular component: TRAPP complex; cis-Golgi network; trans-Golgi network.
CCCAGAGGCCGGAUUGGGUCUCCGGGGGUUUGGUUUGGUUUGGUUUUGGUUUGAUUUGGUUCCGGCAGCUGUCAGACUUUCUUGUUUGGCCGGAGUGCUUGGCAGCCCUGGGGUGGACUCACCCGGUACUGGGCUCCCUCCAGUACCAGCCUUAAGGAAACUAAUUGACUUCCUCGGUCUCCUAGCAACGAGGGACUGUCUACGUCUACGGACUAGGGGAGCUGCGGCGCAUUCCAAAUCGCUCAGGCGCUUUACCGGAACCCGGGAGCCUGACCCAAACAGGAGCCGAAAACCAGAGCUUGCAAGAAUAAGCAGGAAAUGGCGGACGAGGCGUUGUUUUUGCUUCUCCAUAACGAGAUGGUGUCUGGAGUGUACAAGUCCGCGGAGCAGGGGGAGGUGGAAAAUGGACGCUGUAUUACUAAGCUGGAAAACAUGGGGUUUCGAGUGGGACAAGGAUUGAUAGAAAGGUUUACAAAAGAUACUGCAAGGUUCAAGGAUGAGUUAGAUAUCAUGAAGUUCAUUUGUAAAGAUUUCUGGACUACAGUAUUCAAGAAACAAAUCGACAACCUAAGGACAAAUCAUCAGGGCAUCUAUGUACUUCAGGACAACAAAUUUCGUCUGCUUACUCAGAUGUCUGCAGGAAAACAGUACUUAGAACAUGCAUCUAAGUAUUUAGCAUUUACAUGUGGCUUAAUCAGAGGUGGCUUAUCAAACUUGGGGAUAAAAAGUAUUGUAACAGCUGAAGUGUCUUCAAUGCCUGCUUGUAAAUUUCAGGUGAUGAUACAGAAGUUGUAGAACAUACUGAAGUGCAAGACUGCAGCUGUGUAUAAAGAGUUAAAUUAUUCCUGUAUAAAAUAUUUCAAGUAGCAGUGAUUUAAUUACAUUGUUGGACAUUGGUGUUGAUAUAAGCUAUUUGCUAACUUGUAUAAUGAAAGAUGUAUGCUUACGCAGGAGUAAGGUUGUAUUUAUUAAUUUAACAUACACCAAGUUAAAGCAGAUAAAGAGACUUUCAGAGUGAAAAAAAUUGGUUUCACAUAAACACGAAGAUGUAGGAUCCUUAUUUUAACCAUAUUUGUUUGCUUAGAGUGAUGUGUAUUUUAACAACAGAUGGAGAAGCAAAACUCGGGGUUUGAUAAAUGAGCAUAAAAGUAUGCACCAGUCAGAAUCAUUUGUGUAAGAAUGAACAAAUUUUGAUUUUGUUUUAUGAACUUGUUAAAAAAGCAAACAGCACACUAAAUUAGACUUUAUUUUGUUAUAAUUUAUUUUUAUUAAGAAUUUUUUUGCCUCUAUAAGUGUCAUUAUAUACAUUGUGUAUAUGUGUAAGAGAUGCCAUAUCUACCUAAAUUGUUCAAAAACCAUAAUUUCACUUUAAUAGAAUUUAGUUUUACAAGGAUCCAUUAAUAUAAUAAAAGUUAAAUAUAGAUUAGUUUAAAUGUGAAUUCAGUGACUCCAGGGCCAAAGAAUAUUAAGUAUUUUAGGAAGGAAUUGUUAUAUUUAACUCCUGUUACAGUUUCAACUUGAAGCUUUUCUUUCCUUGUGUGGAAGUUCUGGUGAAUUUCUAAUUUCUUUAUCUUUAUUCCUUUAUUUACUCUUCCCUAUGGGUAGAUAAGGUCACUAAGCCCAUUCAAGAGGGCUUAGCCCUCAUGGCCUGAUAAUCACUUCCCAAAGGCCCUGCCUCCUGAUAUUAUCUGUCACCUUGGUUGUCAGGACUUGAACACAUAUAUUUUCAAGGACACAAAUAUUCAGUCCAUAGUAGAAUCCAACAUAUGGUGAGCAAGGGGAAAGCAGAAUGCUACAGCUAGGGUUAUCUGGUCAAUUGUUUCCAAAUCUGACUAAAAUACAGUUGUAGGAUGGGAGUUCAACUCAGGCAUCAGGCUGGGAUUGACACAAAUUUUAGGGUCAUAAAAGUUAAGAAACUAGACAGAACCUACAAUUUUUUCAAAGUUCUUUGAAAAAUGGGUGUUAUGAUCAAAUACAUUUUGGAACUCCAUGCUCUUUUGUAGAUUUUUAAUGCAUAUUAAUGGCAUGUUAUAGUUUCUGGAGGAAAAAAACAAUUUUAACUUAGUAUUUUUGAUUACAGUACUAUUUUUUCAAGAAACACUAACAGCUCAAGUAAAUAAAAAUUUUAGGGCAAUAUGGGAAACAUUUGUUUUUGUUGUUCCACUUAUUUUUGCACUCAUUGGUUGAUUCUUGUAUGUGCACUGACUGGGGAUUGAACCCACAGCCUUGGUGUAUAGGGACAGUGCUCUAAGCAACUCAGCUACCCAGCCAGGGCUGACUUUUCUAUAAUUUCUAAAACAUUUUUCUCUCUGUAAACAGAUAGUAGAAGUGAUAAUCUGAAUCAAUUUUAAUGUAAGUCAGCUUCUAAUUGGUUUAUUCCGCUAAGACAUACAGGUGAAAUAAUCUUUUAAAAUUUUAAAAUGAAAUUUUAAUGAAAGUACUACCAAAAUUUAGUAAAUGUAUAAUAUCCUCCCGACCGAAAGUAAUGUAUCUUUUAUGUGAACAAAAAAGUAUAGGUGCAAUCUAAUUUAUUUUAUCAAUGUCCUUCAUUUGGUAGCUAUUUUCAAAAUAAUACUUCUAAGUUCCAUAUUUAAAAUUUGUCAUUUCUCAACAAACUUUAGGCUUCCUACCUCUGUUAAGAGUUGGAGAACUUUUUCUUUUCAAUUCCUCAUUAAAAUCAGAAGAUAACUUUUAAUUGUGAAUGCCUCAAUAAAUCCUAUGGCCAUACUGGUAGUUUGCAUACUUUUUUUUUUUAUUACAUUAGUGACUUAAAAUGUCUAUUACUUUUAUUUGUCUCUAUGUUCCUGAAAAAUAUCCUUAUGCCAUGUUGAAUCAUUAUAAAAACAGGUUCUGAGUUACCUAUUCAAGGUCCUCCAGCUUGCUAGAUGAUAGAGCUGUAACUACAUUAAAAUAAUUUCUUAUA